AUGUACUUCUUCCUCCUCAAGUUCCCCCUCCUCGACCUAGGCUGCAUCUCCACUACUGUCCCAAAAGUCAUGGUCAAUUCCCUGUGGGACACCAGGGCCAUCUCAUAUGAAGGAUGUGCUGCACAGCUCUUUCUGUUUCUCUUCUUCAUCACAGCAGAGUAUUCUAUCCUCACCAUCAUGGCCUAUGACCGCUACGUUGCCAUCUGCAAACCCCUGCACUACAGGACCCUCCUGGGCAGCAGAGCUUGUGUCCAUAUGGCAGCAGCUGCCUGGGGCAGCUGUUUUUUCUAUGCUCUUUUGAACACAGCCAAUACAUUUUCACUACCACUCUGCAACGGCAAUGCUGUGGACCAGAUCUUCUGUGAAAUCCCCCAUAUCCUCAAGCUCUCCUACUCAGACACCUACCUCACGGAAAUCUUCAGGGCCGUGCUGAGGAUCCCCUCUAACCAGGGUCGGCACAAAGCCUUUUCCACCUGCCUCCCUCACAUGGCCGUGGUCUCCCUGUUUGUCAGCACUGUCAUAUUUUCCCACCUGAAACCCCCAUCCAUCUCCUACCCAUCCCUAGAUUUGGUGGUGUCAGUUCUGUACUCAGUGUUGCCUCCAGCAGUGAACCCCCUCAUCUACAGUAUGAGGAACCAGGAGCUCAAGGAUUCAGUGUGGCAACUGAUGACUGGCUGCUUUCCAAAGCAAUAA
Molecule: messenger RNA, 693 nt
Organism: Columba livia (rock pigeon)
Lineage: Eukaryota; Metazoa; Chordata; Aves; Columbiformes; Columbidae
Product: olfactory receptor 14C36-like
Exons: 2
Coding region: 1-693 (230 amino acids)
Biological process (GO): G protein-coupled receptor signaling pathway
Cellular component (GO): membrane
Molecular function (GO): olfactory receptor activity; odorant binding; G protein-coupled receptor activity
Source: RefSeq, a predicted model, not a curated record